This is a messenger RNA of Malus domestica (apple), 820 nucleotides long. RefSeq names its product receptor-like protein EIX2. Gene Ontology annotation, molecular function: protein binding. Lineage: Eukaryota; Viridiplantae; Streptophyta; Magnoliopsida; Rosales; Rosaceae. The record is from RefSeq and is a predicted model, not a curated record.
ACUUGGAUCUAACGGAGGACAUGACACAAAACCGAGCGCAAUGGCGUUCUAGGAUUCAUAUAGCCGACCCCACUUAGUGGGAAAAGGCUUUGUUGUUGUUGUUGUUGUUGUUGUUGGUCUUUCGGGUACAAGUACACACAUGUCUGAACUUUCAGAUAAUGCAAUCUUGGUAACGAAAGGGAUAGAAAUGGAAUAUAGCAAGAUUCUGGGAUUCGUAAAAGGCAUGGAUCUUUCAUGCAACUUUAUGUAUGGAGAGAUCCCUGAAGAACUUACUGGCCUCCUCGCAUUGCAGUCACUCAAUUUAUCGAAUAAUCGCUUCACCGGAAGAAUUCCUUCAAAGAUUGGUAAUAUGGCAGGGUUAGAAUCUCUCGAUUUUUCCAUGAACCAACUUGAUGGUGAAAUUCCUCCAAGCAUGACGAAUUUGACAUUUCUGAGUCACUUAAACUUGGCCUACAACAAUUUGACGGGACGAAUUCCAGAAAGCACUCAACUGCAAAGCCUUGAUCAGUCGAGCUUCUUCGGCAACGAACUAUGCGGAGCUCCACUCAACAAGAAUUGCCGCGCGAAUGGGGUGAUACCGCCACCAACAGUUGAGCAAGAUGGAGGAGGAGGAUACUGUUUACUCAAAGACGAGUGGUUCUACGUGAGCUUGGGAGUUGGAUUCUUCACGGGGUUUUGGAUGGUGCUUGGUUCUUUGCUGGUAAACAUGCCAUGGAGCAUUCUUCUUUCACAGUUGCUGAAUAGGAUAGUGCUUAAAAUGUAUCAUGUAAUUGUUGAAUAUGUUUAGCUUUGUUUUGUACUUUGAGUAAGUUUGUUGGCA